Odontomachus brunneus is the source of this 3066-nucleotide messenger RNA. Its product is annotated as disintegrin and metalloproteinase domain-containing protein 10. The transcript has 15 exons. The annotation marks the transcript as partial. Gene Ontology annotation, molecular function: metalloendopeptidase activity. The record is from RefSeq and is a predicted model, not a curated record. Gene Ontology annotation, cellular component: plasma membrane. NCBI's taxonomy places the organism in Eukaryota, Metazoa, Arthropoda, Insecta, Hymenoptera, Formicidae. Gene Ontology annotation, biological process: membrane protein ectodomain proteolysis; Notch signaling pathway.
UACAGAUCCUGGACGAUACGCUUGGUUCACGACGCAAGUCUGUUCAGCGAGGAUGCAUCUUUCGAGGGUACUAACGGGCCAAUAUCCUUUGACACGUCGCAUUCUUAUGUUGGUAUUGUUGAAGAGGACGAGAGCGCUGUGGUGCAAGGCAUCAUUACAAAAGACGGUCUUUUCGACGGCAGCGUCGUGACUAGAUUCGAGGAAUACUACAUAGAGCCAACGAGCAGAUAUCUGAAUGAAAAUGAAGACACGUCGCCGCCCUAUCACAGCAUAGCUUAUCGAACUUCCGAUGUUACCAUCCCAUCACAUCCAUUAUCGUGUGCCAGUCAUCAGCUGUACCAAGGGACUCUUCGUGAUUCCUUCAAUAGAUACAGGCACAACAAUUCUGAGGCAUUCUAUGAGCCCUUAUUUGGCGAACAUGAUGGUUUCUACUUCAAGGAGAACAACGCAAGAGUGUUAACAUUAGAAAUGAGUGACAAUGUUGCAUAUACAAACAUAAUGAACGGCAAAGAUCGGAUAACGAGACAUUUGCACAAACGCGCGACAGUAGAUCCUCGGAAAACUACAUGCAUGUUGUACUUACAAGCAGACCAUCAAUUUUUUUCACGAUAUGGUACGGAAGAAGCCUGUAUCGAGGUGAUGACGAGGCAUGUGCAGAGAGUCAACUCUAUCUAUAAACAUACGGAUUUUAAUCAAGAUGGACGACCGGAUAACAUCGGUUUUAUGAUAAAACGCGUGAAGGUGCACAGCGAAGAAGCAUUAAGAGACCCCAAUUAUCGUUUUCCGGGCAAUUAUGGCGUGGAAAAAUAUUUAGAACUUUUCUCCGAGGAGGACUAUGACACAUUUUGCCUAGCUUAUAUGUUUACAUAUCGAGACUUCGAAAUGGGAACUUUAGGAUUAGCUUGGACGGGUGAUUUAAAAAACGCUGGCGGCGUGUGUGAAAAAAACGGGCAUUACCGUGGUAGCAUGAAGUCCCUGAACACUGGUAUAGUUACCCUAUUGAAUUACGGAAAGCACGUACCGCCUGCGGUCUCUCACGUUACUUUAGCUCACGAGAUUGGCCAUAACUUCGGCUCGCCACACGAUCCCGAACAAUGUACGCCGGGUGGCGAGGAUGGUAAUUUUAUAAUGUUCGCUCGUGCUACUAGCGGUGACAAGCGCAACAAUAACCGCUUCAGUCCAUGUAGUCUAAACGCCAUAAAUCCUGUGCUGAAUAGCAAGGCGCGCUCACCGAAAGGGUGCUUUACUGAUCCAAAAGUGUCACUGUGUGGUAACGGUGUUGUGGAGGAGGGGGAGGAAUGCGACUGCGGCUGGGAAGAAGAUUGCAAGGACACGUGCUGCUUCCCUCAACGUCGUUAUCAGUUGGCUGGGGAGACCCCCUGCAAGCUCACUCCAGGCUCUGUGUGCAGUCCUAGUCAAGGUCCAUGCUGCACUGCCGCAUGUAAUCUUCGUUUCGGAGAUAAAUGCAGAGAUGAUAACGGUUGCCGCGAUGCGAGUUUCUGCGAUGGCCGUUCUCCGUAUUGUCCGCCAUCUAUUAAUAAGCCCAACAAGACCAUAUGUAACCGCGAAUUGGUUUGUUUCAUGGGGGAGUGCACUGGUAGCAUUUGCCUGGCAUAUGGAUUGGAAUCCUGCCAAUGCAUACCUAGUUCGAAUGACCCGCCAACGAAAGCUUGUGAGCUCUGUUGCCGACAACCUGGCGAAAAUCAACCGUGUCUAUCGUCUUUCGAUUGGAACUCCCCGCCGUAUGAUAUCCCCGAUAUGUUUUCAAAACCGGGAACUCCCUGUAACGAUUAUAAUGGUUACUGUGAUGUCUUUCAAAAAUGUCGCGAGGUUGAUCCAAGUGGACCAUUAGCAACUUUGAGAAAACUUUUAUUAUCCGAUGAGAGUCUUGCUACUUUCAGGCGGUGGAUAGCUGAACAUUGGUACGCUGCCGCUCUGAUAGUUUUAGCAGCAAUAUCAUUAUUGGUUAUCAGCAUGAGAUUACUAGGCAAACGACCGGAUUUGAAAUUAAAAUCUGUCACGAUAAUCCACAGUUCCACGACGGAAACUGUGCGACUUCCGCCAGAAGGUACAGAAGGAGUAACUGUACAUCCGCCAGCAGUGCGUGCCAAGCUUCCUCUUAACAAAAAGGUCCGAGAAAAGAGACGCAAUCGCAAAUAUAAAAAUGAUAAUCAUGCCGAUAAGGCCAAUAAGGACAUUAUAGCAAAGAAGAAACAACAAAAUCAGACAAAAAGAUCGUCCACUAGUGUAGCGGCAGAUGAUUUUGUGCGCAAAAGACCAGCUGAAACGGCUCCAACGGCCGCGCAAGAAAAUAAACGAAAGAAAAUUACGUCUGCGAUAAGAGACCAAACACAAGGCAAUAACAUUAUCAAUGGCGACAAUGAUAAACGGAAACGUAAGAAAUAUCACAGAAAAGAAGUGAUCGAUUACUCAGCAAUUCAGACGGAGAAGGAUCCUGAGCCCAACACUGAUCCCAAGAGUAAAGUGCGCUCCUGGUUACUGGCGUCCUCACAAUGCAGACCAUCAGAAACGAUGAGGACUAACGCAAUCGGCUUACCGAAGAGCAAGUCAACCCCAGUGGGUUUGACAGCUGGUGGUGCAGUCGGCGUCAGGACGUCUGUGUCGAAGCAAGCUUCAUCCACACGCCGCCCUGGUGCAGAAGUUAGAGAGUCGAAGAACUUGUCGUCCGGUUCAAGUAUUACCAGAAAGGAACGUGCAAGACUUCAAGUAGUAUACAAACCACCAUUUCGUUUUAGCGUGAAAUUACGUAAGUCCGAUAAAGUAGCGCAAGCUCCGCAGGCGAUUGUUUCAUCGGGCGCUGCAACGACGAAUCACACCAACAUCGGUAGGACGGCAGCAAAACUACCAAGAACCGGCGUUCUCCUAAGAACGGGGGUCAAGAGAAAGGACAGAGUCAGAAUAGGUAGAGCUCGACAAAUCGUCCCUACCGGCAUAGGGAAUAGCGGCAGUGAUCUGCCAGAGCCAGCAAACUCCGACUUACAUACCGUACCUUCCGAUUUAGAGGUACUAUUAUCUGAAAGCGAAUUCCUCUUUUUGGACACGUGA